CCGCCUUCGGGCCCUGGCAUUUUCGGGGGGCGCGAGCCCGCGCCCAAGAACCUUUCUGUGGGUUUCGGACGCGGUGGGUGGAGAGGAGAGCGCGCCGGGCGGAGCAGCUGGGGCUUGCCUGUUGCCGACGCCGCCGCUCCAGCCGCGCCGCGGGCAGAAGACUGGACCGCCGAGCCCCGGGCCGCGGCGGCGGCUGCGCGCCCCCCCGGAUGCCGUGACCCCCUGCCCGGGGGCGGGGGCCGGGGCAGGACCGGCCGGGGCCGCUCCCGCGCUCCUCCUCCCACCCCUCUGCCCGCCUUCUCCCCCUUUCCCCGCCCCCCAGCCCCGAACCCCGCGCACCUCGUCUGGGGACGGGGCGGGGGGGGCAGGGCCCGCUCCUCCCCGCCCCCUCCUCCUCCGGCCUCUGGAGCGAUUUGUCAAACUUCCCAUUCCGCCGGCAGCGCGGUCCUCCUCCUCCUCCUCCUCCUCCUCCACCACCACCUCCUCCUCUGCCUCCUCCUCCCCCCGUGCUCCUCCCUCCCGCGCCUCCCUCGCCCGCCCUCCUUCUUCCCUCCGCACGUUCGGGGAUCGCGGCGGAGCGCGGCGAGGGGGGGACGCGGAGAGCCGGGGCGCAGCAGCAUCCUGCGGGCGGCCGCUCUCCGGGGGGGAGGCUGAGAGCAGGCCCGCCUCGCCCCCCCCGCGGGCCCGCCGCCCCUCCCUCCCUCUCCUCAGCCCGGCAGCGGCGGCGGCGGCGGCGGCGGCAGUGGCAGUCGCGGGAGAAGCAUCAUGCCGAGGAGGAAGCAGCAGGCGCCCCGGCGCGCAGCAGCCUGCGUCUAUAAAGUUUAGAAGGCACAUACAGAAGCGUGUGGACCAUCAUCCUUUCUCAUAGAGGGAGAAGAGCAAGUGUUAGGGAGGUGUUAAAGACCGACAGCACCCACCGGGUACUUUCUCCUUGAAGCAAUCAGAAGGAAAAAGACAGAACUGACAAGGGAGUAAUUUAUGGCUGUGUGAGUCAAGGUGAACCACCUAAUAUUUUCCUGUGACACUGGUGAAACUCCUCCCCCACUGUGAGACACCCUGGAUUUCAGCAAGUGGUGACUUUCCCUAGCUUCUCAAAGGGGUGCUUAACCCCCAAAGGGUUAAAAGUAUUCUUAUAGGAAAGUGUCUUCUGAAAAGAAAGGGGGAAGGUAUUGGGGAGCAGGAUUCAGGAAGCACUAGAACAGGUCCCUCCAGUCGGCACAGUGGAACCUUCUGCCCUCUUGGAAAAGUUUUACUCUGAGCCGGCCCACCCGGGAGCCACCAACCACGGCACUUGAAAAAAAACAUGGCUCCAUCAGUCUUCAUCCAGCCAGCGACCACUUCCUCUUUCAGCCUAUGUUUCCGACGAGUUAAAGGCAGCUGCCCUGGUAGACGAGGAUAUAGACCCAGAAGAGCACACGGCAGAUGGAGAACCCUCGGCCAAGUACAUGUGCUCCGAGAAGGAGCUCACCAAGACCUGCCCCAGCUACCAGAACUCCCCGGCGGCUGAGUUUUCCAGUCACGAGAUGGACAGCGAGUCACACAUCAGUGAGACCAGUGACCGCAUGGCUGACUUUGAAAGCGGCUCCAUCAAGAAUGAAGAGGAGACCAAGGAAGUCACGGUGCCUCUGGAGGACACGACCGUGUCGGAUAGCCUGGAGCAGAUGAAGGCCGUGUAUAACAACUUCCUCUCCAACUCCUACUGGUCCAACCUCAACCUCAACCUGCACCAGCCCUCCUCGGAGAAGAACAACGGCAGCGGCAGCAGCAGCAGCAGCAGCAGUAGCAGCAGCAGCUGCGGCAGUGGGAGCUUCGACUGGCACCAGAGUGCCAUGGCCAAGACCCUGCAGCAGGUGUCCCAGAGCCGCAUGCUGCCGGAGCCCAGCCUCUUCAGCACGGUGCAGCUGUACCGGCAGAGCAGCAAGCUCUAUGGCUCCAUCUUCACAGGGGCCAGCAAGUUCCGCUGCAAAGAUUGCAGCGCCGCCUACGACACCCUGGUGGAGCUGACGGUGCACAUGAACGAGACGGGGCACUACCGCGACGACAACCACGAGACCGACAACAACAACCCGAAGCGCUGGUCCAAGCCUCGCAAACGCUCCUUGCUGGAGAUGGAAGGGAAGGAAGAUGCCCAGAAGGUGUUGAAGUGCAUGUACUGUGGCCACUCCUUUGAGUCCCUCCAGGACUUGAGCGUCCACAUGAUCAAAACAAAACACUACCAAAAAGUGCCUCUGAAGGAACCCGUCACUCCUGUUGCAGCCAAAAUCAUUCCCGCUGCUCGGAAGAAAGCUUCGCUGGAGCUGGAGCUGCCCAGCUCCCCGGAUUCCACAGGUGGAACCCCCAAAGCUACCAUGUCGGACACCAAUGAUGCGCUUCAGAAGAACUCCAACCCCUACAUCACGCCAAAUAACCGGUACGGCCACCAGAACGGGGCCAGCUACGCUUGGCACUUUGAGGCCCGCAAGUCCCAGAUCCUGAAGUGCAUGGAGUGCGGCAGCUCCCAUGACACGCUGCAGGAGCUCACGGCUCACAUGAUGGUUACUGGCCACUUCAUCAAGGUCACUAACUCGGCCAUGAAGAAGGGGAAGCCCAUCAUGGAGACGCCCGUCACGCCCACCAUCACGACCCUGCUGGAUGAGAAGGUACAGUCCGUGCCCCUGGCGGCCACCACUUUCACGUCCCCCUCCAAUACUCCUGCUAGUGUCUCCCCGAAGUUGAAUGUGGAGGUCAAGAAGGAAAUGGACAAGGAGAAGACAGUCCCUGACGAGAAACCCAAGGAAAAGGAAAAGCCUGGCGAGGAAGAAGAAAAGUACGACAUCUCCUCCAAGUACCAUUAUUUGACUGAAAAUGACUUAGAAGAGAGUCCCAAAGGGGGUUUAGAUAUCCUCAAAUCCCUAGAAAACACGGUGACAUCUGCAAUCAACAAGGCCCAGAAUGGCACUCCCAGCUGGGGCGGCUACCCCAGCAUCCACGCCGCCUACCAGCUCCCCAACAUGAUGAAGUUGUCUCUGGGCUCAUCGGGGAAAAGCACACCCCUGAAACCCAUGUUCGGCAACAGCGAGAUGGUGUCUCCCACCAAAACCCAGACUCUGGUCUCUCCGCCCUGCAGCCAGACUUCCCCGAUGCCCAAGACAAACUUCCAUGCCAUGGAGGAGCUGGUGAAAAAAGUCACUGAGAAAGUUGCCAAAGUCGAGGAGAAAAUGAAGGAACCCGAGGGCAAGCUCUCUCCGCCCAAGCGGGCCACCCCCUCCCCGUGCAGCAGUGAACUCAGCGAGCCCAUCAAGAUGGAGGCUUCCAGUGACGGGGGCUUCAAAAGCCAGGAGAACAGCCCCAGUCCCCCGCGGGACGGGUGCAAGGAGGGGAGCCCCGCGGCAGAGCCGGUGGAGAACGGCAAGGAACUGGUGAAGCCCCUGAGCAGCAGCCUGAGCGGCAGCACGGCCAUCAUCACUGACCACCCACCCGAACAACCCUUCGUCAACCCUCUGAGCGCCUUGCAGUCGGUCAUGAACAUCCACCUGGGCAAGGCUGCCAAGCCCUCUCUGCCAGCGCUGGACCCCAUGAGCAUGCUUUUCAAGAUGAGCAAUAGCCUGGCUGAGAAGGCGGCCGUGGCCACCCCACCGCCCCUACAGGCCAAGAAGGCAGACCACCUCGACCGCUAUUUCUACCACGUCAACAACGACCAGCCCAUAGACUUGACAAAAGGGAAGAGUGACAAAGGCUGCUCUUUGGGUUCAGUGCUUUUGUCCCCCACGUCCACAUCCCCGGCAACCUCCUCAUCCACGGUGACAACGGCAAAGACAUCUGCCGUCGUAUCAUUCAUGUCAAACUCGCCGCUACGCGAGAAUGCCUUGUCAGAUAUAUCCGAUAUGCUGAAGAACUUGACAGAGAGCCACACGUCAAAAUCCUCCACUCCUUCCAGCAUCUCUGAGAAGUCUGACAUUGACGGGGCCACUCUGGAGGAGGCCGAGGAGUCGACGCCUGCGCAGAAGAGGAAGGGCCGCCAGUCAAACUGGAACCCCCAGCACCUGCUGAUCCUCCAGGCCCAGUUUGCCGCCAGCCUCCGGCAGACCUCCGAAGGGAAGUACAUCAUGUCAGACCUGAGCCCCCAGGAGCGCAUGCACAUCUCAAGAUUCACGGGGCUGUCCAUGACCACCAUCAGCCACUGGCUGGCCAAUGUGAAAUACCAGCUUCGGAGGACAGGUGGAACAAAGUUCCUCAAAAACUUGGACACUGGCCACCCCGUGUUCUUUUGUAAUGACUGUGCGUCACAAAUCAGGACUCCUUCCACAUACAUCAGCCACCUAGAGUCACAUCUGGGCUUCCGGCUACGGGACUUAUCCAAACUGUCCACUGAACAGAUUAACAAUCAAAUAGCACAAACCAAGUCACCAUCAGAAAAAUUGGUGACGUCCUCCCCGGAGGAGGACCUGGGGACCUCCUAUCAGUGCAAACUUUGCAAUCGGACCUUUGCGAGCAAGCAUGCCGUUAAGCUUCACCUUAGCAAAACACAUGGGAAAUCGCCCGAAGACCAUCUUCUGUAUGUCUCUGAGUUGGAGAAGCAGUAGCGUUUGCUUCUGAUGGAAAUGACUGCAGUUUGCUUUGAGGGAAACUGUUGAAGGCACCUUAAGGCCCCUCUGUCUUGUUCUUGGCACAUGUUCUUAUGUUAACUGCAGAGGAUCACUCUGGGCUGGACUGUUUUGUAUAACUGUACAGUGUUUAAUAGAGGUGCAUAAUCAGCUGUUGUUACUGGUAAAAUAUGAAGGUUAAAAUGCAGUGGUAAGUGUUUGGAACUUUGUGUAAAUGGGAUUUAGUUGUGAGCAUCCCCCGAUGCUUCAAGCUGCAUGCAUUAACAGACAGUUUAAUUAAGCAUUUAUAACGAAAUCAGGCACACUUUUUCCGUGAGACUCGAGUGUGCUGGUAUUUCUCACCCUUUCAUCUUUAGCCCUCUGAGUACUUUGAAGCACUUUUGCAUUAAUUUGAUUAAAAAAUAAAAUAAAAUAAUAAUAAUGUAUGAAGCUCUGUUUUUUAAACUCCUUACCAGCUUAGUUAUAAUUAAUAAUAUGAACCUCCAUUUAUGCAGGUCUGCAGGGGUAUAACACGCCUUGAAAUUUAAAAGAAUAUUAUUUUCACAUUGAAACAUAGAUGUAUAUAUUGUAUAGAUUUCAGACUCUUAUGAAAAAAAUGUGAUUGUGGGUAAAUGACCUUUUUUCUUGCAUUUAUAGCAACAGUGUUUUAUGUACCUGCUAUGCUCUGGGCAUAAGCCGUGCCUAUGUAUAGUGUAUAUUUCUUUUUCUUUUUCUUUUUUAAGGUCUAUGGGUUUUGUUUUUUACAUGCAAACAUUGUAAAUUAUACAGAAGAUACCACAGAUAGCAUUUAUAAAAUAUACAGAAACAUUAUCUGAAAGCAAAGUAUGAUUGUUUGUUUUGCUACCCAGUACAUCUAUAUUGAUAGAGGUUCAUGUUUAAAUUAUACAUAUUUAUUAGCAUCAUAUUAUCAUUUGUUUUGAGCAGUCUGAAUAAACGAGGCCAGGAAAUCCAUCCCUGGCAGGCAUCAUACUAUUUUGCACAUGAUUUUUAAAGGUAUUUAUUAGAAAGCAAAGAACGCUCAAAAUAAACUCAGUGCUCAAAGGGUUAAGUCUAUUUGAAAAGGAAAAAAAAAGAACAAAAAAAAAAAAAAGAACUUGUAC
Sciurus carolinensis (gray squirrel) is the source of this 5683-nucleotide messenger RNA. It is a transcript of the gene Tshz3, whose product is annotated as teashirt zinc finger homeobox 3. Gene Ontology annotation, biological process: regulation of transcription by RNA polymerase II. The transcript has 6 exons. The record is from RefSeq and is a predicted model, not a curated record. Bases 1446 to 4562 code for a protein of 1038 amino acids. Gene Ontology annotation, molecular function: DNA binding; DNA-binding transcription factor activity, RNA polymerase II-specific. Lineage: Eukaryota; Metazoa; Chordata; Mammalia; Rodentia; Sciuridae. Gene Ontology annotation, cellular component: nucleus.